This is a messenger RNA of Dermacentor albipictus, 1040 nucleotides long. It is a transcript of the gene BORCS5, whose product is annotated as Bprotein-1 related complex subunit 5. NCBI's taxonomy places the organism in Eukaryota, Metazoa, Arthropoda, Arachnida, Ixodida, Ixodidae. Gene Ontology annotation, biological process: positive regulation of anterograde synaptic vesicle transport; organelle transport along microtubule; lysosome localization. The record is from RefSeq and is a predicted model, not a curated record. Gene Ontology annotation, cellular component: cytoplasmic side of lysosomal membrane; BORC complex; synaptic vesicle membrane.
CUAGCAACAAUGGUUGUUGGUUGUAAUAUGGCGGCGCCCUUGUUAUUUGUUGCUCUCCGCUGUGUCCGCUAAUGUCGUUAAUGCAGUUAUGUUUAUUUCUUCUAAACUUUCUGUCGACUGUCGCUGAAACGAGUCCGUGAUCCUCGCUUCCCGCUCUUGACUCUCCAUCGCAGUUGUCAGUCUUGUACACCACUUUAUAACGCAGAUGGGGCUGGAACAGAGCAGUCACUCGAGUGGCGGUUCUCUGAAAGUUGGAAAGGGUCGUCACACUAAGGCGUCUUCGCCACGCCCUUCAAUUAGUUCCGACUCCGAUGUCCCGUAUGUCUCAUCAACAGUGAACAACCCGAUCGGAGAGUCCCCCAAACUCGGCAGCAAGAGCCCGGCACAUCUCUUGCGAAACUCACCGCGACCUUCGCCCAAACCGCGUCCUCACUCAUAUGCGGGCACUUCAGGUCACAGCAUCGUGGUCGUCAAGGAAGGAAGCGUGGACGUACAGACUCCAGAGAACGACGAGGACCUCAUCAAGUUGCAGUCGAUACCGCAAUUCUGGCCCAUCCUCAAAGGCAGCCUUCACAGCCCCAUCAUAUGCGACAGCGACGUGGGAGAGAGGCUGGAUCACCGUGCCGUGAACCGGUUGGCUUCCCGUUACCAGGAGCACCUGAGGCAGUCUGCCGAAGUGGUCAGCACAGAGCAGAAUGCACUAGCAGCAAGAAUUCGUGAGAUUGACUAUGCGGUAUCUACGCUCAGCACGAUGAUGACAGAGCGGCAAAAAAAGUUUGGAAAGUAUGUGGAGCAACUGCUCAAAGUGCACGAACUCUCAAGCCUCCUUCAUACAACAGAGAGCAUGUUGUCAAAAACAAUACAGCAGUUGGAUGAACUCAAUCGGCUGCUGCCUCCAGAGGAACAGCUGGAACCAUUCAUCAUGGUUACUGGCUGAAUGUUAGUGCUGUGAAACGUUUGUGAUGUUUUGGCUUUAAAAGACUUUGGCAAACUACUUUCAGUAGUGUUUUAAAUGGUAAAUAAAAUCGUAUUUAAGUGCU